AUGAAUAAAUAUUUUAUAGCUUCCAAAUGUAUUAGUUUUAUAAUGCAGGCUAUCAAAGCUUUGGGAGCUACAGCUCCUUGCGCAGUCCUUUCUACUUUAAAGAAGGGAGCUUUUGUACCUGUAGUAGGUCAAAUUCGUCAAACUCAUUUGCCGGCGCCAAACCCAAAUGAGAGACGUCCUUAUUCUCCUUUUCAAGAUGCCAAUAAUAUGGCAGAAUAUGCCGUAGCAAGGCUUGACGACUUACUUAAUUGGGGAAGAAAAGGUUCCAUGUGGCCUAUGACUUUUGGACUUGCAUGUUGUGCUGUAGAAAUGAUGCACAUUGCAGCUCCUCGUUACGACAUGGACAGAUUUGGCGUCGUUUUCCGAGCAUCUCCAAGACAGUCUGAUGUGAUGAUUGUUGCUGGUACAUUAACAAAUAAAAUGGCUCCAGCUUUAAGAAAAGUGUAUGACCAAAUGCCUGAUCCACGAUGGGUUAUUUCUAUGGGAAGUUGUGCCAAUGGUGGUGGUUACUACCAUUACUCAUAUUCAGUUGUAAGAGGCUGUGAUCGCAUUGUACCAGUUGACAUAUAUGUACCAGGUUGUCCUCCAAGUGCUGAAGCUUUAAUGUAUGGUAUUUUACAAUUACAAAAGAAAGUCAAAAGAAUGAAGACACUUCAGAUAUGGUAUAGGAAAUAG
Parnassius apollo (apollo) is the source of this 675-nucleotide messenger RNA. NCBI's taxonomy places the organism in Eukaryota, Metazoa, Arthropoda, Insecta, Lepidoptera, Papilionidae. The record is from the annotation of a GenBank genome assembly.